UCUAGAAUGAGUAAUGCGUCAGAAACGAGUAAAUGUGGAAUGGAGAGUCAGAGUGGGGACGGAAACACAGAAAUCCAAACGAAUGGACUGGACUUUCAGAGGCAGACGGUUCAGACCACAAGCGCAAUCACCAACGCACACACACAGGCUCUCCUCCAACAGUUGACCCUGUCUCCAGCGCAGCAGCAGUUGUUGUUGCAACAGGCCCAGGCCCAGCUCCUAGCAGCAGCCAUGCAGCAGCAGUCAGCCAGCCAGCAGAGCAGCACUACGGGGGCAAGCAUCUCUGCCUCUGCAGCCACCCCUAUCACACAACUGCCACUGUCCCAGCCCAUCCAGAUCACCUCUUUACAACAGCUGCAGCAGCAGAACCUGACCAUGCCCCAGUUUGUCCUGGUUCAGCCUGGCCACCACAUCGCCACCCAGCUGCAGCCUGGCCAGUUCAUCAUCUCACAGUCGCCGCAGGGCCAGCAGAGUCUCCUGCAAGGCCAGAGUCUUCUAACUCAACUACCUCAAAGCCAAGCCAACCUCCUGCAGACUCAUCCCAGCAUCACGCUCGCCACACAGCCAGCGACUCCGACCCGCACAAUAGCAGCCACGCCCAUCCAGCCUCUGUCCCACAGCCAGACCUCGCCCCCUAAACGCCUGGCCACGCCCAGUCUGGAGGAGCCCAGUGACCUGGAGGAGCUGGAACAGUUUGCCAAGACCUUCAAACAGAGACGCAUCAAACUGGGCUUCACACAGGGAGAUGUUGGCUUGGCCAUGGGCAAGCUGUACGGUAACGACUUCAGCCAGACCACCAUCUCCCGCUUCGAGGCCUUGAACCUGAGCUUUAAGAACAUGUGCAAGCUGAAGCCACUGCUGGAGAAGUGGCUCAACGAUGCAGACAACCUGUCGUCUGACCAGGCCCUGUCUAGCCCCAGCGCCCUGGGCUCCCCUGGCCUGGGUAUGGAGGGGCUGAACCGCCGACGCAAGAAGAGGACCAGCAUCGAGACCAACAUCCGCUUGGCCUUAGAAAAGAGAUUUCUGGAACAGAACCAAAAACCUACCUCUGAGGAGAUCACCAUGAUCGCCGACCAGCUCAACAUGGAGAAGGAGGUGAUCCGGGUUUGGUUCUGUAACCGCAGGCAGAAAGAGAAGAGAAUCAACCCCCCCAGCGGUGGAUACAGCAACACAGGGACAGGCAGCAGCCCCAUCAAAACCAUCUUCACCCCUACGAUCCCCCUGGUGGCCAGUACGGCCAGCCUUGUGACCAGUAACACACCGACCACACUGACUGUAAACCCAGUGAUGCCUCUCAACAGCACCAGCGUGUCUGGCCUGACCUUCACAGGCACGACCAUAGGAGCGACCACAAACACGGCAUCCGUCAUCUCCACUGCACCUAUGGUUACUGCGGUGACCAGCUCCCCAUCGCUAAGCCCCUCCCCCACGGCCCUCCAGGCCACGGGGACGGGCGGAACCCAGGAGCACACGGUGGUCACGCAGGCACCGUCGUCCCUAGCGACCACUCUGGGGACGGGUCAGGUGAUGGUGGCUGGACUGGGCCUGUCGGCCGCCCUGCAAGGUGCCGCCCAGUUACCCACCAGCGCUAGUUUCGCUGCCAUGGCCGGGCUUAACCAAGGACUUAUGGCGUCAUCGCAGUUCACUCCUGGGGGGGCCUUGCUGAGCUUGGCUCCAGGGGGGCUGGGAGGGGCUCUGAACACCGCCAUGUUGAGCAACAGCACCCUAGCCACCAUCCAAGCUCUGGCAUCAGGCGGCGCUCUCCCCAUCACCUCGCUGGACGGGAGCGGUAACCUGCUGUUCGCCAACACCUCCGCCGGCAGCACCCCCAACCUGAUGCAACCCCUCUUCCUGAACCCCCAGAACCUGUCCCUGCUCACCACCAACCCUGUCAACCUGGUGUCAGCCGGAGCUGCUGGGGGCGGGGCCCUGCAGGUCUCAGCUGACCACCAGGUCACCACGGCGACUGUACCAGUUCCCGCUUCCACCAUCACCACUGCCUCCAGGACCCAGUGAAGCUGGAGGCCUCAAAUGGAACCCUAUGCCCUAUUUAGUGCACUACUCUUGGUUAAAUGUAGCGUACGAUAUGUCUGGCUCUGGCCAUAUUAGGGCACUAUAUGGGGGAAUAGGGCUGUUGUUUGGGAUUUGGCCUUAGACUAAUGGCUCUACCCACCUGUUCCUCCUCUUCCUUCUCUCUGUCAUCUGUCAUUAUUUAAAUAUUUUGCUGCCACCAAAAAGAAACCCUCUGUGAAGCGGGUUGGAUUUUUUUUUUUUUUUUUAAUGUUGGUCUUUUUUUCAUUCUCUCUUCCCUAGUACUCCAAAAAUGAUGUUUUUGUCGUUGGACGCGGCGGGUCACACAGGAGGACUGGGGCGGCCAUUUUAUGAGGCAUGAUCAUCUUGAACUCUAUGGUUUGUGCUCCUUGUGUGACCCCUGACCAACGUCUUGGGAGAGUAAAUAACAGAGAAGACCCACCUUUUCUACUCCGUCACCUUUUUCACAAGUAGAGAUCUUUCUCUUCCCUGUUCAGAACUUCUUCUGAAGUACUUCUAACCAAAAAUGUGUGAUUUUACUUUUAAAAAUGUUAUUCUAACAAAAAUGAUUUACUACUAAGUUCACAAUCUACAUCAUCACUAAAAGGGGGGUUUGUGCGUCUCCCCUGUCUAGGUUGAGUUUAUUUAGUGUCAGAGGCUCUGUUGGAAAGGCCUCAGCACAAAAGUUUUAUUUUCGAGGCGUUCUCGUUUUAGUUUGUUUUCUCUUGUUUUUAUGUGAGUGGACAUUUUCAGAACUUUACGUCUAACAUUAAGUUUUAACUGCUAUAUAUAUAUAAUUGGUUUUAUCGUGGUUAUAAGGCUUUAGAAAUCUCGUAAUAAUAAGUGGCUGAUAUAACGGUUAUCGUUGCUUUAAGGAACAGGGUUAGCUGCGUGGUCUCUCUCUGGUCCUCUCUGUCUGGUAACACUGAGUUUGACAUUUCGCAGUAGCCCAGUGGCCAUGGAGCAUUUGUAAAUGGUAGUCUAGGUGCGGACCAUAGACACUGAUAUAAGAAAUGAUAACGCUUAGAGCUUUAACCCGGGUUACAUAUGGACCCAUGUCUGUGGGGUGUCG
Messenger RNA from Salvelinus namaycush (lake trout), 3103 nucleotides. RefSeq names its product POU domain, class 2, transcription factor 1-like. The transcript has 13 exons. Gene Ontology annotation, cellular component: nucleus. Gene Ontology annotation, biological process: regulation of transcription by RNA polymerase II. Bases 7 to 2016 code for a protein of 669 amino acids. The record is from RefSeq and is a predicted model, not a curated record. Gene Ontology annotation, molecular function: RNA polymerase II cis-regulatory region sequence-specific DNA binding; DNA-binding transcription factor activity, RNA polymerase II-specific. Lineage: Eukaryota; Metazoa; Chordata; Actinopteri; Salmoniformes; Salmonidae.